Dreissena polymorpha is the source of this 1489-nucleotide messenger RNA. RefSeq lists its product as uncharacterized. The coding region runs from base 46 to 855 and encodes 269 amino acids. The record is from RefSeq and is a predicted model, not a curated record. Lineage: Eukaryota; Metazoa; Mollusca; Bivalvia; Myida; Dreissenidae. The transcript is spliced from 6 exons.
CGAUCGAAGCGACAACACUCGAGAAUUAUCGCAGAGAACCUGUCGAUGGCCCCUGUCACAGGUCUUAAGAACCGUCCUAAGGUGGACUUUGACGCGUAUAUGGGAAAACUGCACCAUGAGGCGGCAGGAAUCGUAUAUAACAGAAAAAUGGGAAAUCCAGAUUUCGCUGAGUACGAUACUGGCAAGAUUGACCCUAUGACGGGCGACGGAGGUAUACCUACUAUUGACCCUCCGGCAAUUCCCGGUCAGAUUUUUAAGGCGGAGAAGAAACCCGCGCCUGUGUGCUCUAAGAAACCAAUGCCUCCUCCGGCAGUACAGUCACCUAUUGCCGUGGCGGUGGAUGUAAGCGAAGAAAAGAACCCGGACUUUCCGGCUCGCAGACCUCUACCGCCGUCGACCAACACUUCCCUAAGUAAACAAGGGGCGGUACUGUAUGUCAACACGUCCGUUGGCCGCGCAACAGUUCGUCCCUUCCCGAAAAAUAGAAUGGAACCGGCAGAACAUGACGUCACUGAUGACGCUGGUUCUUACGAACUAGUGGGAACGGCAGAUGCAGUGUACUCAGAGGCUUAUGGUGACGUCAUACCUGUUUCGAAGGAAAGUGAAAACACAAGUCAUAUUUCGUAUGGGAAUUAUGUGAAACUCGGUAUGUCAGCGUUGACGCCUUCGUCUUACCUGAUGGCACAGAUAUUUAAAACAGAUCAAGGAACUAAGUCAACCAACAUGGACAAAAUUAAAACUUUGACAAUGAAUGAAAUAGACGACAUUUUAAGGCUUUUGAAACUCGCCGAAUACAUAGAAACAUUUCAAGAUAACCAAGAGGGACGGUGCUAUUUUGACGAGUCUCGAACGUGAUGAUUUGGUGAACGAGUUGGGGAUGAAGAAACUGCAGGCGACGAGACUAUUUAUGUACAUGUCUGAGGGCCACAUCCCCAAGUGAUUUCAUUCCUGCAUAUGCGUUUCGUGUGUGAUUCUCAUUACGCGGAAUGCAAAUAUAUGCAACUUACUCAAUACCCUGUUUAUAAUUAAAAUCUUUUGGCCUACAGCCAUUAUUAAAAUGGAAGUGAAGAUUAUGUACGCAGAACAUAGAAAACAUUAAUUUGUGUAUUGCAUAAUUUGUUACACAAUUUGGCAUAUGCAUAUGUUUUCAUGGCGUACAAUAUGCAAGGCACGAUAAAACUUCGUGUUCUUAAUUUGAAUCUUUCAUGUCCAUUAUACGAGAGUUAAAAUUUAAUACAGUUGAAUGCAUCGGAGGUUUUAUCGUGCAUCAUCGGUGCGACAACGAACUAAGAUUGCGCUGAUACAUGGAUUGAGUUGUUAACAAACUUUGAUUGGACUGAUGUUGGCGGCUUUGUUAUUGUUUCAUGCAGUGUUUGAAAUAUGUUGUAAUAUGUUGUAAUAUGUCGUCCGUGCUAUUUGAUCCACCACUUAUCCUAAGUAUUUGAAAAUGUUUGCGCCUCAAACAUUAUAAUAAACCAGUUUUAUUGUA